Molecule: messenger RNA, 637 nt
Organism: Mercurialis annua (annual mercury)
Lineage: Eukaryota; Viridiplantae; Streptophyta; Magnoliopsida; Malpighiales; Euphorbiaceae
Product: probable phospholipase A2 homolog 1
Exons: 4
Coding region: 47-511 (154 amino acids)
Biological process (GO): pollen development; pollen tube growth; phospholipid metabolic process
Molecular function (GO): A2-type glycerophospholipase activity; calcium ion binding
Source: RefSeq, a predicted model, not a curated record
CGACGAAACAAAAUAACAAUAAUAAAAUUUGCAGGAGAAAGGAAGGAUGCUCUCAGGUUCGCUUGUUGCCGUUAGAACACGCGCCUCCGCAGCAGCCUUUGCUUUCACCAUCGUUUUCGUCUUCCUCUUUCUCGCAGCUGACUCCGCCGCCAACAACGAUUCUCAGGUCAAAUGCAGCAAAACAUGUGUUGCACAGAAUUGUAAUUCGGUCGGAAUUAGAUACGGCAAGUAUUGUGGAGUAGGAUGGACCGGCUGUCCUGGAGAGAAACCCUGUGACGAUCUAGACGCCUGUUGUAAAAUUCACGAUGAUUGUGUCGAAAAGAAAGGUUUGAUGAGUAUCAAAUGCCAUGAGAAGUUCAAGACAUGUAUAAAAAAAGUGAAGAAAUCUGGUAAGGUUGGAUUUUCUCGAGACUGUUCAUAUGAUACAGCUGUGCCUACUAUGAUACAAGGUAUGGAUAUGGCGAUUUUGCUGAGCCAGUUCGGUAGCCCGAACCCUAAGAUUGAACUCUGAUUUCUCUAUUCUUGUACAUCACUCUCAUUUUUUCAUUUUUGAACUCUUUUAAGAUAUUAUAGGUUCUCUGUAAUUUUUGUACUAUUUUACUAAUUUUAAUCACAUCACUUUGAAGAGAUUCCAUUA